UCCCCAAAGACCACGGCGACCCGAAUGCUGCUACUCCGAAAGCACGGUCCUGCCUUCCUGCUCUACUGCCCUCGCGGGCGUGGCCGGAGGCGGUAAAGCGAGAUUUUUUUUGCCGGAAGCCUCACUUGGUGUCUCGUUGCGUUGCGGAUUGAUUGCGCCUUCGGCGACGCCAUGCCCAAGUGCCCUCGUUGUCAGAAGGAGGUCUAUUUCGCUGAAAAAGUCACCUCCCUUGGGAAAGAUUGGCACCGGCCAUGUUUGAAGUGUGAAAAAUGCAAGAAGACUUUAAAUGCAGGUGGCCAUGCAGAGCAUGAUGGGAAACCUUAUUGCAACUACCCCUGCUAUGCCGCACUGUUUGGACCCAAAGGAUUUGGCCGUGGAGGUGCUGAAAGCUACACUUUCAAUUAAAACUUAGGAGUAGAAGGAUGAAUUUUGCUGAUUCCAGGCGGAGUUCAUAAGUAUAACCACACGGUGUUUUUCACUAGAAGUGAAUAUAAUGAAGACUUCAAAAAGGGAGAGGGGGGUGAUAAUUGAAUCGGGGGGUUUCCUGUUUAACAUAAGUUAAGAAAUAUAAUCAUGUGGAAACUAGGAAAGAAUAGCAUCAUAGGAAAGCGUGGAAGUUUUAAAAAAAUCAAAACCUGCUUUAGAACUUUCCUUUUACUCUUACUUUUCUAAUUUACAAAUAAAAUCUUAAAUCAAAAGAGGCUUGCAGAUACCAAUGAAUCAGAAAAUGAACAUAAGCACCUGGGAAAUGUGGUAUUUACUAAUGUUCUUUAAGAAAGGAUAUGCAAGAGUGUCUUCAGAAUUAUUUUUAGUGAACUCAAGUUAAAUGAACACUUAUUGCACCCUGUGAAAUUUGCAUUUUGAAUGUAAAUUUGCAAUUCAGACUGAAACCCAUUGGGGAGCAAUUGGCUGAUUGUACAAUCAACAACCAAAUACAUAAUCUGCAGAACAUUGAUGUAUAUUUGUGUUAAAGCAUUCUGAGAGAGGCUGGUUCAUUUUUACUCAGCAUUAGCAAGGUAUUUAAUUUACUGUACAAUAUAUAUAUUAUAUAUUUUUCAGUGGGUGCAAUUUGCAGUAGAAAACAAGUGAGGGUAAUGUACUGUUUACCUGACUUUCCCUUAGCUUCUUUAGCUCCUUUUUGUCAGUAUAUUUUUUUCAUGCCUAUAUCUAUAAACUAGCAAGUGUAAGCCUCUGGUAAGCUUAAUAUGAGUUUGACUUUAUUGAAGCUGAAAAGUGUAUGGUAGUACCGAUGGGAUCCAAAAUGGCCCCAAACGCAUAGCAAUCUAGCUAUGUUUUAAGAGAUAAAAAAGAAGUCAAUUAUGGGAUUUACUGAUAUUUUCAUUUUACUUAAGUUAACCAGAUUAUGUGAAAGUAGUUGGCUUCAAUUCAGAUGAGAGAUGUUGUACUGAAUUAAAGAAACAAUUUUUUCCUAUUCAGUACAGUUUUUAUAAUUUAAACAACCAAGAAUAUUCAGUGAAGGGAUGCUCCCAUUCUUGUAAAAGAAAUGCAGAAGACAAACACGAAGUGAAGCUGUUUCUGAUUGGAAUUUUAGCAUUUGGAUUUCCUGAGUCUUUGGCUUUCAAUAUCUCUGCCCUGGUUUGAAUAAAAUAAUUUCUUUAAUUA
Messenger RNA from Ahaetulla prasina, 1623 nucleotides. RefSeq names its product cysteine rich protein 1 (gene CRIP1). Gene Ontology annotation, biological process: regulation of gene expression; intrinsic apoptotic signaling pathway in response to DNA damage. The record is from RefSeq and is a predicted model, not a curated record. Lineage: Eukaryota; Metazoa; Chordata; Lepidosauria; Squamata; Colubridae. Gene Ontology annotation, molecular function: zinc ion binding. The transcript is spliced from 5 exons. The coding region runs from base 172 to 405 and encodes 77 amino acids.